AUUUGAUGAAGUUAUAUAUAUGUAUUCUUAUUUGUGGUCUCUAAAAUUGCACAUAUACAUACCUUACAACAAUCAAUCUCUUUAAAUCAAAUAAAACAAACUUAGGCUAGCAAACAAAAAUGGCUGGUUUUUUUCUAAAGCCAAAUGCUCGAGGCCAUGCUCGGUCAAUUAGUUUACCAGCAAGAUCGCAUCCUACCACCCUUAAAAUUGAAGAAGAGCUUAACAAACUCCGAAAUCUCGAAAUUUGUUCAUUGAUUUGUUUAGAUUCAAAUAAGCUUGGAAUAGCCAUUCCAGGCCUUGCAGAGCUCUACAAAUCAAUAGGAGAUCUUCUUAAACUACCUCAAACCCAACAAGCCUUAACCAAACAUGAUGAUUCUUCAUGGGUUGAUGAACUCUUAGAAGAAUCAGUCUCGUUCCUUGAUGUUUGUGAAAAUACAAGGGAAAAUUUAUUUCUCUUAAGGCAAAGUAUUGGGAAACUCCAAUCUAGUCUUAGAAGAAAAAAUAAUAUUAAUUGUGAUAACCAUGAUCAUCAUCAAUCUUGUGAUAUUGAUGAAGAUAUUAGUGAAUAUGUUUCAUUUGUUAAGAAUUUGAAGAGGGAAAUGGGUAAAUCUCAUAGUUUAUUGAAGCAAAUUGAUAAUAAAUUAUCAGAAUUUUUGAUGUUUAAUAAGGUAAAUAAUGACCCACAUAUUGUUGCUGUUGUUAGGGUUUUAAGGGAAACUGGUUUGAUUUGUAGUAAUGUGUUUAGGUCAAUUUUAGGGUAUUUUUCAGGUACACCUUUGCAGACUAAUAAGAGUAGUAAAUGGGGUUUGGUGUUUAAAUUGGUGCAUAAUAAUAGUCAUAAAGGGCAUGAUGAAGAAGAUCUUAAUGAUUUGGAGGAUGUUGAGAUUGCACUAAAUAGUUUGAUAAUUAAGAAGUUGAGUAAAGAAGGUACAAGGAUGAUGAUUCAAAUUGCAUGUAAGAAAUUACAUGCACUUGAUACAACUACUCAAGAUCUUGAGAUAAAUCUUGAGUGUUUGUUUAGGCAAUUAAUUCACACUCGAGUUUCUCUCUUAAACAUACUUUCAGAUCAUUGAUACUGUGAAAAUGUGGUAACAGUUGCGUUCGUGGUAACAGAAUGGUGAUGCAGUAACGGGAGUGAUGCGGUUAUCGUAACGUUUAAUAUCGCUCGAAUCGAUAUCUCUUGAAAAGGUCUAAAAGGCAGAUUUUUUACACAUUUACAAUGCAAGAAAUAUGGUUUCAUUUGUUUUGAAAAGCUUUAUAACGCGGGCGCGAUGCAAUACGAUACAACCUUGUUUUUACACUUUUACACUAUGAGCUACACUACCAAACACCACUACCAAACACCGACUAUGAGGUUUGGUCAUUAAUCACCGACCACAUUUUUAUGGUCUUUCAGGGAAGUACUUGUUGAAAUUUGUUUUUUGUUUUUUUAUUAUUGAGGAUGAGUUGUUCAAUUAACAGUAUCCAUAUUUUGGAGGAUCUGUUAUAAAAUCAGUGUGUUUAUUUUCAUGUAACUUAUGUAGAUGAUUGUGUAGUGUGUACAUAGUAUUUUAAUUAGAGAGAAAA
Messenger RNA from Amaranthus tricolor (Joseph's coat), 1566 nucleotides. RefSeq lists its product as uncharacterized. The transcript has a single exon. NCBI's taxonomy places the organism in Eukaryota, Viridiplantae, Streptophyta, Magnoliopsida, Caryophyllales, Amaranthaceae. The record is from RefSeq and is a predicted model, not a curated record. Bases 120 to 1073 code for a protein of 317 amino acids. Gene Ontology annotation, biological process: shoot system development; root development.